This is a messenger RNA of Hemiscyllium ocellatum (epaulette shark), 1892 nucleotides long. Its product is annotated as zinc finger protein 664-like. Bases 900 to 1517 code for a protein of 205 amino acids. NCBI's taxonomy places the organism in Eukaryota, Metazoa, Chordata, Chondrichthyes, Orectolobiformes, Hemiscylliidae. Gene Ontology annotation, molecular function: DNA-binding transcription factor activity, RNA polymerase II-specific; RNA polymerase II cis-regulatory region sequence-specific DNA binding. The transcript is spliced from 4 exons. Gene Ontology annotation, biological process: regulation of transcription by RNA polymerase II. The record is from RefSeq and is a predicted model, not a curated record.
CGUGUCUGUUGAAGAAGAUGUCAGAUGUGGGGCGGCGCAGCGCAGCGGGCAAUAGAUUGGGCCCGAAGGUCUCGUAAAUACCCAGUGCCUACCUCCAGAGAGAGAGAUAGAUGAGAAGUCAGAAUCUACCGGUGCCGCGUUCUCAGCAAACGGGCUGAGGGCCUCACGCGAUGAUCGGCUCCGGUUACCGUCGCCAUCUCAACUGGGCACGAUGAUCGGUGGGACGCAUGCGCAAUAGCCAUCUUUAUACAGGAACGGCGCGGCAGCCAUCUUUAUACAGGAAUGCUGCGACGUGGCGUAUGCGCCACAGCCAUCUUUAUACAGGAAAGGUGCGACAGGGUGCAUGCGCAGCUGUCUUUUGAAAGUAGGUCAUCUGGGAGGGACUUGCACACAAUCAGCUCCAACCAAGAGAAAUGUCGUCUGUGUUUUCUGAGAGUUUGUUUUUGUUCUCCUUCGAAACCACAUUUUUUUUAAAACAGGCCUAUAAAAUGAGAACGAUCUGACAAUGUCAUUUGUUUUGCCUGAGCCUGAAUAUCAUCAGUCUUUGGAGGAACGAAACUCAUCCGUCUGCUUCAAAAAGAUUCCAGAUGCUGCCAGACCUGCUCUGUAUUGCCAGCAAGUUCUGUUUCCGCACCAUCUGGAUUCUGUGAACAGUUUUCAAGAUUCUCCCAAACCUGAUGAGUUUCUCAGCAUUUUCUGCUUCAGUGUUUUAUUGCAGGCUGAUGGCAGGUCAGUGACCUGACCCUUGACUGCAUUCCUCAUCCCAAGAGUGUUGCAGGGCCAGAUGAAUGUUUCCGUUUUACAGAAGGGGAGGAUUUGCAGUCAGGAAACUCCAAACUGAGCAUCACUUGACAGAUUCGCUUGAUUUCUCAUAACCCACUUAUCAGCGGAUUUUGAAAAUGGAAGGGAAAAGUUCUGCUCACACUAGGGAGAAACUGUACGCUUGUUCUGCUUGUGGACAAGUCUUCAGUCGUUCGUCUGACUUGUCAAAGCACCAGUGCAGUCGCGCUGUGGAGAAACCGUGGAAAUGUGGGGAGUGUGGAAAGGGAUUCAACUACCCGUCCAAACUGGAAAUCCAUCUCCGCGGUCACACUGGCGAGAGGCCGUUCAUGUGCUCAGAGUGUGGAAAGGGCUUUGCUCAUUAUUCCAACCUGCUGUCACAUCAGCGCGUUCACACCGGGCAGAAGCCGUUCACCUGCCCACAGUGUGGGAAGGGAUUCACUCGGUCAUCUAAUCUGCUGACACACCAGCGAAUUCACACCGGGGAGAGGCCGUUUGCCUGCCUGCAGUGUGGGAAGGGAUUCACUCGGUCAUCGCAUCUGCUGAGGCACCAGCGAGUAAACGCUGGAGAGAGACCGUUCACCUGCUCUGACUGCGGGAAGGGAUUCACUCAGUCGUCCGACCUGCUGACACACCAGCGGGUUCACACCGGGGAGAGGCCGUUCACGUGCUCGGAAUGUGGGAAGGGAUUCACUCAGUCAUCCCACCUGCUGAGGCACCAGCGAGUUCACAAGUAACUGCAGUCCAGGGAUUUUGCUGAGUCGCAUCCACGAACCAUGGUCACCAGGAUCCACUUGUGCUGUUAAUAACCCCAGCCCUCUUGUCGAUGUUAAUACUGUUAUUUAAAAUUCUAACACAUUUGUGGAUCUGUAGGAUGAGAUUGAGGACAUUAUUCCAACUUGCAACUUGGUAGAGAUUGCAAAGUGUGUGAAAAACCGUUUUGAGUCAUCGGGACUGAUGAAACAUCAACCAGUAGCUAAGUGAUUGGAUUUUCAUGCUGUUGACACUCAGCUUCUUACCAUGUUUUCUGGGGUCUGUUUCUGAUGAUGGUUAUAAAUACCAGUUCGGUCAUAUGUGUGGGAUAAAAUCAAAUAAAUAGGCGUUCUGUUAAA